AUGUGCAAGCUGUGGCAAGAGAAGCAAGAAGAGCAGCAGGCGGGGGCGUGGCAGGAGCGGCAGCGGCGGGAGCAGCAGCGGGCGCGUCAGGAGCAGCGGGAGCAGCAGCGGGCGCGUCAGGAGCGGCGGGAGCAGCAGCGGGCGCGUCAGGAGCAGCGGGAGCAGCAGCGGGCGCGGCAGGAGCGGCGGGAGCAGCAGGGGGAGCGGCGGGAGCAGCAGCGGGCGCGGCAGGAGCGGCGGGAGCAGCAGGGGGAGCGGCGGGAGCAGCAGCGGAAGAGUGAAGCUGCUGCAGGCGGGGACACUGGAGCUGCAGUGGGCGUGGCAGGAGCAGCGGGCGUGGCAGGAGCGACAGGAGCAGCAGCAAGCGCAGCAGGAGCGGCAGCGGGCGCGGCAGGAGCGGCGGGAGCAGCAGCGCGAGCAGUAGCGAACGCAGCACGAGCACGAACAAGACGGGGAAUCCUAAAAGCAGUAGCAGGCAGGGGCCUGGCGGGAGCAGCAGUGGGCGCGGCAGGAGCGGCGGGAGCAGCAGCGGGCACGGCAGGAGCGGUGGGAGCAGCAGUGGGCGCGGCAGGAGCGGCGGGAGCAGCAGUGGGCGCGGCAGGAGCACGAACGAGACGAGGAAUCCUAAAAGAAGUAGCAGGCAGGGGCGUGAAAGGAGCAGCGGCGGGAGCAGCAGCGGGCACGGCAGGAGCGGCGGGAGCAGCAGUGGGCGCGGCAGGAGGCACUGGAGCAGCGGGCGGGAACGUCGGAGCUGCAGUGUCUGUUGGUGACUUGGACUUAGAUGAGAGGUCCUGUGCUGGAGGUCUGGGUGUCUGGAGGUCUGGAGGUCUGGGUGUCUGGGUGUCUGGGUGUCUGGGUGUCUGGGUGUCUGGGUGUCUGGGUGUCUGGGUGUCUGGGUGUCUGGGUGUCUGGGGUCUGUCUGGAGAUCUGGGUGUCUGGAAGUCUGGGUGUCUGGGUGUCUGGGCGUCUGGGCGUCUGGGUGUCCGGGUGUCUGGAGGUCUGGGUGUCUGGGUGUCUGGAGAUCUGGGUGUCUGGGUGUCCGGGUGUCUGGAGGUCUGGGUGUCUGGGUGUCUGGAGAUCUGGGUGUCUGGAGGUCUGGGUGUCUGGGUGUCUGGGUGUCUGGAGGUCUGGAGGUCUGGGUGUCUGGGUGUCUGGGUGUCUGGGUGUCUGGGUGUCCGGGUGUCUGGAGGUCUGGGUGUCUGGGUGUCUGGAGGUCUGGGUGUCUGGAGAUCUGGGUGUCUGGGUGUCUGGAGGUCUGGGUGUCUGGGUGUCUGGAGGUCUGGGUGUCUGGGUGUCUGGGGUCUGGGUGUCUGGGUGUCUGGAGGUCUGGGUGUCUGGGUGUCUGGAGAUCUGGGUGUCUGGGUGUCUGGGUGUCUGGAGGUCUGGGUGUCUGGGUGUCUGGAGGUCUGGGUGUCUGGAGGUCUGGGUGUCUGGGGUGUCUGGGUGUCUGGGUGUCUGGAGGUCUGGGUGUCUGGAGGUCUGGGUGUCUGGGUGUCUGGAGGUCUGGGUGUCUGGGUGUCUGGAGGUCUGGGUGUCUGGGUGUCUGGGUGUCUGGAGAUCUGGGUGUCUGGGUGUCUGGAGGUCUGGGUGUCUGGAGAUCUGGGUGUCUGGGUGUCUGGGUGUCUGGAGGUCUGGGUGUCUGGGUGUCUGGGUGUCCGGGUGUCCGGGUGUCCGGGUGUCCGGGGACCUGAAGGCCCGGGGGCCUGGAGCAGUCGUGGCCCUUGGCUCACACAGACCUGUGGGAACAAACAUUUGUGUCAGACACCAGAACUAACAGGACGCACAUACAAGAGUACAGCAAACCUAGAAAACAGACCACGAUAUCGUCAGUGGAGGCCAUGUCGACAUCGUUCGGGUAGAAGAGUGAAGCUGCUGCAGGCGGGGACACUGGAGCUGCAGUGGGCGUGGCAGGAGCAGCGGGCGUGGCAGGAGCGACAGGAGCAGCAGCAGCAGCGCAGCAGGAGCGGCGGGAGCAGCAGCGGGCGCGGCAGGAGCGGCGGGAGCAGCAGCGCGAGCAGUAGCGAACGCAGCACGAGCACGAACAAGACGGGGAAUCCUAAAAGCAGUAGCAGGCAGGGGCCUGGCGGGAGCAGCAGUGGGCGCGGCAGGAGCGGCGGGAGCAGCAGCGGGCACGGCAGGAGCGUGGGAGCAGCAGUGGGGCGCGGCAGGAGCGGCGGGGCAGCAGCAGUGGGCGCGGCAGGAGCACGAACGAGACGAGGAAUCCUAAAAGAAGGCAGGCAGGGCCGGCGGGAGCAGCAGUGGAGCGGCGGGAGCAGCAGCGGCAGGAGCAGCAGGGCGCGGAGAGGAAGAAGAAGUGAGGAGGAGGAAGAAGAAGAGAGGACGAAGAGAGAAACAAGAGAGGAAGGAGAGGAAGAGGAAAGGGAGAGGAGAGGAGAGGAAGGAGAUGAGGAGGGGAGAAGCAAGAAAGGAAGAAGAUGGGAGGAGGAGAGGAAGGAGAAAGGAGGGAAGGAGGAG
Molecule: messenger RNA, 2475 nt
Organism: Boleophthalmus pectinirostris (great blue-spotted mudskipper)
Lineage: Eukaryota; Metazoa; Chordata; Actinopteri; Gobiiformes; Gobiidae
Product: spidroin-1-like
Exons: 6
Source: RefSeq, a predicted model, not a curated record